AUUUCAGAGUUGCCUGAGGAAUGAGCUAAGACUGGGUCAGGUGACCUUGCAUUGGAGGCAGAAGUUUUUCUCCUGGAGUCCAGCAGCGACCGGAUUGGCUGUUAGUGGGGGUGGAGUAGGCGGCGAACAAGGAGAACUGCCAUGGCUGCGGCUGCACGCGCUCGAGUCACACACUUGCUGAGGCACCUACAAAGCACAGCAUGCCAGUGCCCAACUCAUUCUCAUACUUACUCCCAAGCCCCUGGACCUCCGGGAAAAACAGCAGAUUACGCCUUUGAGAUGGCUGUCUCAAAUAUUAGAUAUGGAGCAGGGGUUACGAAGGAAGUAGGCAUGGAUCUACAGAAUAUGGGAGCUAAGAAUGUUUGCUUGAUGACAGACAAGAACCUCUCCCGGCUCCCUCCUGUGCAAAUAGUUAUGGAUUCCCUAUCGAAGAAUGGCAUCAGUUUUCAGGUUUAUGAUGAUGUAAGGGUGGAACCUACAGAUGGAAGCUUCAUGGAUGCAAUUGAAUUUGCCAAAAAGGGAGCCUUUGAUGCCUAUGUUGCUGUGGGUGGGGGCUCCACCAUGGACACCUGUAAAGCCGCCAAUCUGUAUGCAUCCAGCCCUCACUCUGAGUUCCUUGAUUAUGUCAAUGCCCCCAUUGGGAAGGGGAAGCCAGUAACUGUGCCUCUUAAACCUCUGAUUGCAGUUCCAACUACCUCAGGGACUGGCAGUGAGACUACCGGGGUUGCCAUUUUUGACUAUGAGCAUUUGAAAGUAAAAACUGGCAUUGCUUCACGAGCCAUCAAACCCACCCUGGGACUGGUUGAUCCCCUGCACACUCUCCACAUGCCUUGCCAGGUGGUUGCCAACAGUGGCUUCGAUGUCCUUUGCCAUGCUCUGGAGUCAUACACCGCCAUUCCCUACAACAUGCGGAGCCCCUGCCCUUCCAACCCCAUCCAACGACCAGCAUACCAGGGUAGCAACCCAAUCAGCGACAUCUGGGCAGUCCAUGCACUGCAGAUUGUUGCCAAAUAUCUGAAGAGGGCUGUCAGAAACCCUGAUGAUCUGGAAGCAAGGUCUAAAAUGCACUUGGCAAGUGCUUUCGCUGGCAUUGGCUUCGGAAAUGCGGGUGUUCAUCUGUGCCAUGGCAUGUCUUACCCAAUUUCAGGUUUAGUGAAGACAUAUAAAGCCAAGGAAUAUAAUGUGGAUCACCCUCUUGUGCCCCAUGGUCUUUCUGUGGUGGUCACCUCUCCUGCAGUGUUCACCUUCACAGCCCAGAUGUUUCCAGAGCGGCACCUGGAGACGGCAGAAAUAUUAGGAGCCAACAUCCGCACUGCCAGGAUCCAAGAUGCCGGGCCUGUGUUGGCAGAUGCCCUCCGAAAAUUCCUAUUUGACCUAAAUGUUGAUGACGGUCUGGCUGCUCUUGGUUAUUCCAAGGAUGACAUUCCUUCAUUGGUGAAAGGAACACUGCCCCAGGAAAGGGUCACGAAACUCGCACCUCGUGCCCAGUCAGAAGAGGAUUUGUCCGCUUUGUUUGAAGCAUCCAUGAAACUGUACUAAUUAACAUAUUGGUGAAAAGAAUCCCCAUUGGCCUUUGUGACAGAAGUUACAAAUAGCAGAAGUUGGUCAGAGCUGACCUUUGUCAUCUUAUCUCCACACUUAAUUCACCUAUUGCUGGUUUGAAUGUGAUGUGAUUUUAUCCUUUGGAAGAUUCCUUGGUGCUCAUUACAUAGAACCCAUGGGCCAUACCCCAGGGGUCAGUAUUCCUGUACCAAACCCCAUCAAAUACAUAAUAUGCCAAUCUCCAAACACUGCAUGUCUAGAAAUUUACCCUGAAGAAAUACUAGCUUUAGUGUGCAAAAAAAUAAUGCAUACUAGGAUGCACACAAGGAUGAUUCUGACAUACUUUUGGAUAGUAAAAAUUAAAACAAUCUAAAUAUUCAUUACUAAAUGAAUCCUAAUAUAGUAAAUGAGAGAAUACUGUGGUAUUAUUAAUAAAAAUAAAGUAAAACUCUUGAAAAUAUGUCUGUUUCAUAAAAGAUAGUGUCAGGAAACAAGUGGCAGAAAAGCGAUAAAGAAGAGUCUGACUUAACUUUUCAACUGCAUAUGAGUGUGUCUAUAUAGAGAAAAGAGUGCACAUUAGAAUAUUAAAAGAUAUCAGAGAAGAGAAUUCAGGAGUAUAAUAGAUUAAAGAAAAAAUGUGUACUGAGUAUUUUAUGCUUUCAGGUUUUUUCAGGUGCUGAAAUUAGAAGCCAGGAUCUUGCACACAUUAGGCAAGUGAUCUACCACUGAGCCACAUUCUCAGCUCUUAGGUUUUAAGGUAGAGUCACUCUGUACAUCUUUGGUUUAAGGCUGGUUUUGAAUUUGGGGUUCUUCUGCCUCUGUCUUCCCAGCACUGAAAUUAUGAAUGUGCACCAUACCUGACCUGUUCUCUCAUUUUGUAUUUUAUACAUACUUAUUGUCUGGGUUUGUUAAAGAAAACAAUUUUCUAAUCUUAAUGGGAAAGGCAGUGUUGGGAUAAUGACUUAGUAGGUAAAGUGCUUGCCAUCCAUAUGUGAAGAUUUGAGUUCAGAUCCUCUCCUCACAUCCAUGUAAUUGCCAGCCACAGCUUUAUACAUCUGUAAACUUGGCACUGUGGUGGUAGGUAGAGACAAGCAGAAUCCCAGGGCUCACUGGUCAGCCAGUUGAGAUUCAUCGAGAGACUCUGUCUCAGCAUAUAAGGUAGAAAGUAACAGGAAGACAUCUAAUGUCUACCUCUGAUCUCUACAUGCGCACACAAACACACAUGAACACAUCAUACAACACACACACAUUCACCUGUGAGCCAUAUCACCAUGUACCGUAUGAACAGCACUUCACAAGACUCAAGGCAAGCAAUGGCAGCUAGUGCAGGAUUGCUGUGCAGGGCAGGAGGCUCCAGCAGGAUGUGGCUACACACCUACUCCCUGCACAGCACACUCCACCUUGCUCGGUGGAAAUUUGUGAAAACUUUUUCAAUUCGGAAUUGGUUGACUUUCAGAUCUAGAGCCUGUGAGUAAUGUCUUUCCUGUACUGCUCCAUGGUGUUAUUUAGAGGCCCUGGGGUACUGGAUUUUUGUUCCUGUCACCUGAAUCUUUAUUUAACCAAGGCCUCUUUAGCUUGAAAAUGUUAUAAGUAUAUUUUAUAUAUUAUCUACUCUUGAAUGUGAGAUUCUUUUUAAUUCAAGAAAUUUAAUGAAAAACAAUUUGAGAUAUAAAAAUGAAUUCUUUAUCCU
Molecule: messenger RNA, 3232 nt
Organism: Mus caroli (Ryukyu mouse)
Lineage: Eukaryota; Metazoa; Chordata; Mammalia; Rodentia; Muridae
Gene: Adhfe1
Product: alcohol dehydrogenase iron containing 1
Cellular component (GO): mitochondrion
Molecular function (GO): alcohol dehydrogenase (NAD+) activity; metal ion binding
Source: RefSeq, a predicted model, not a curated record